AUGUUCGAAUUAUAUUAUUUUGAAAUUUCUAUCUUUAAAAUUUCUGACGUACCCUUACACCUUGAAUUUCUUGUGCGGUUUGAUGUCAAAAAUUUUACUUUUUGGGCUAAUAACAGUUGUGAAUAUUUAUAUGAUGAGGGCUAUCCUAAAGAAUUCUUUUUUAAUAAUACUGUCAUUGAAAGUACCUCUCAGGAAAGUUCAAUAGAAAAAGAAUAUAGACGAUUGGAAGAAGAACGUAAGCUGCUAGAAGAAGAAUGUAAUCGACAUAAGGAAGAAUGUAAACAUAGACAAUAG
Messenger RNA from Dentiscutata erythropus, 294 nucleotides. NCBI's taxonomy places the organism in Eukaryota, Fungi, Glomeromycota, Glomeromycetes, Diversisporales, Gigasporaceae. The record is from the annotation of a GenBank genome assembly.